Messenger RNA from Aegilops tauschii subsp. strangulata, 519 nucleotides. Lineage: Eukaryota; Viridiplantae; Streptophyta; Magnoliopsida; Poales; Poaceae. The record is from RefSeq and is a predicted model, not a curated record.
AUGCCGCCCAGUUCUGCUCUGCAGUCGUCGGCACCAGACUCCUCAACCCUCCUCCCCGCCGGACCACCCCAAGCCCGAAGCCGCUCCGGACCCCAAACUCAACGUCGCGUCGCCAUCACCGUCGCCUGGAGGAACACCUCACCGGAGCCCCGCCCUGCCUCGACUCCAUCGCCGCACGUCGUCCACGUCCUGCCCCUCGACGGAUUUCCCCGCGCCUCAUCGGCGAACCCCUGCAUCGGGGGUAUGGAACCCCAUCUUCCCCUGUUUCCUCUGUCCGCGUCGCGCACCGCCGGCCUCGCCCCGCGCCUGCUCGCUCUACCGCGCGUGCCUCGGCCUGCCUUGGCCGCGCACCCCACGCACCAGGCCGCGCCUUCCCUGCAUCUACUUCUGCUACCGCCGUUCGUCCCGCCCCAGGCCACUCCGCGCUCGCCUCGGCCCCCCGUCCCUCUCCCCGCGAUGCCUCUUCCCCCUUCCGGCGCUCGCCUCCGGCUGCCGUGCCGCGGUGUUGGUCGCCGCUGA